Messenger RNA from Saprolegnia parasitica CBS 223.65, 3028 nucleotides. Its product is annotated as calcium-translocating P-type ATPase. NCBI's taxonomy places the organism in Eukaryota, Oomycota, Saprolegniomycetes, Saprolegniales, Saprolegniaceae. The coding region runs from base 57 to 2969 and encodes 970 amino acids. The transcript is spliced from 3 exons. Gene Ontology annotation, cellular component: membrane; intracellular membrane-bounded organelle. The record is from RefSeq and is a predicted model, not a curated record. Gene Ontology annotation, biological process: calcium ion transmembrane transport. Gene Ontology annotation, molecular function: P-type calcium transporter activity; ATP hydrolysis activity; ATP binding.
CGAUGGAUGGAUACAUGUGGGACGAUGGAUAGUACGUCGUUGCAGCAGUGGUGUCGAUGCGCCUCUUGGCUGGCGACCUCGUCCGCCUUGUCGAGACCGACGACGCGCGAGUCGCCGACGCGAUCGCCGCUCUCGGCGGCGUCGAUGGCCUUGCGGCUGCGCUUGACGUACGUCUGGACGUCGGCCUCUCGUCGGCCAACACGGACGAUCUGGUCCGGCGGACCGCCAUGUUUGGCACCAACGAUUUGGUCACAGACCCGCCGCUGACGCUUCUCGCCCGCAUGCGCUUGGCGUUCGAGGACGUGACGCUGCGCAUUCUCUUUGGCGCGGGCGUCGUGUCGCUCUUGCUGGGCGGCGCCCAAGGCGCGGCCAACGACUGGAUCCAAGGCGCGUGGAUCCUCCUCGCCGUCGGGAGCAUCGUCCUCGUCACCGCGUACCAGGAGCACGCGAAAGACGCGCAGUUCCGGGCGCUCAACCUCGUCAAGGAAGACGAGCGCAUCAAGGUGCUUCGCGACGGCAGCCCGAAUCUCGUGCGCAAGUUCCAGCUCGUGGUCGGCGACAUCGUCCGCUUGGAGGUCGGCGACGUCGUGCCCGCCGACGGCCUCGUCCUUAAAAGCCAUGACCUCAAGCUCGACGAGAGCACGAUGACGGGCGAGUCCAAGUACGUCUCCAAGCAGAUCGUCCUCGCGGGUACCCAGGUCAUGGAGGGCGUCGGGAGCAUGCUCGUGCUCUGCGUCGGCGCGUCGACGCAGGCCGGCAUGAUCGCUUCGCUCGUGGCCGGCAAGGCGCUCGAGACACUUCCGUCGUCGAGAGGCCAAGACUCCAACAUGGCCGAGAGAGACGACUACCGCGCCAUCGAGACUCCGCGCGCCGACGUUGUGGCCACCUCGACGACAAGAGUAGCAUCAGCAGCAGAGCCAGCGUCACCGCUGCAGAGCAAGUUGGCCACCGUCAUGCGGCUCCUCGGCAAGGUGAGCGUCGUCUUGGCGCUUCUUGUGUUUGUGGCGCUAGCAACACGCUACUCGAUCGAAGCGUUCGUCGUCGACAAGGCCGAGUGGUCCCAGAAUUCCUCUCGGACUACCUCGGCUUCUUCAUCAUUGGCAUCACGGUCCUCGUCGUCGCAAUCCCCGAAGAAGAUGCUCUUGGACAACAACCUCGUCCGCCACCUGGACGCGUGCGAGACCAUGGGCUCGGCAACCACCAUUUGCUCGGACAAGACGGGGACGCUCACGACCAACUGCAUGACCGUCGUCGAAAGCUACGUCGGCGGCUCGGAGUUUUCGUCUGCGGCCGACCUCGGCGCCGCCUUGUCGGGGGAUGCUAUGGCUGCGCUCUGCGACGGCAUCUGCCUCAACUCGACGGCCGAGAUCCUCCCGCCGCUCAAGGAGGGCGGCAAGCCCGAGCACACGGGCAACAAGACCGAGUGCGCGCUGCUCCAGUUUGCCGCCGACAUGGGCGUCGCCUACGCCGAUGUGCGCAAGGGCGGCGAGAUUGGCCACAUGAUCACGUUCAGCUCGGCCAAGAAGCGCAUGUCGGUGGUCGUCCGCGUCUCGGCGACGACGUGCCGCGUGUUUACCAAGGGCGCCAGUGAGAUCGUCUUGGAGCUUUGCACGUCGCAGCUGCGCCUCGACGGCUCGACGAUCCCGAUGGAGACCCACGUGAAGAGCCAUAUUCUCAACAACGUGAUCGAAAAGUACGCCAACCAGGCGUACCGCACGCUCUGCUUGGCGUACCGCGACAUCGAGGCGACGAUGGACGAGGUCAAGGACUGGUCGGACGACGAGAUCGAGCGCGACCUCACGUGUGUGGCCAUCGUCGGCAUUGAAGAUCCCGUCCGCGACGAAGUGCCGGGUGCGAUCCGCCAGUGCAACGACGCCGGCAUCGUCGUGCGCAUGGUCACCGGCGACAACAUGGCGACGGCCAAGUCGAUCGCGCUCAAGUGCGGCAUCCUCUCGCCGAACGACGGGUCGCUGGUCAUGGAAGGCACCGAGUUCCGUCGCCGCGUCCUCGACUCGAACGGCAACAUCAUCCAGAGCGAGUUUGACAAGAUCUGGCCCAUGCUCCGUGUGCUCGCGCGGUCGAGCCCGAAGGACAAGUACACGCUGGUCUCGGGUCUGAUUGCGUCCAACGUCUAUCCCCACGGUCCGCAGGUCGUGGCGGUGACGGGCGAUGGCACCAACGACGCGCCGGCGCUCAAGAAGGCGGACGUGGGCUUUGCCAUGGGCAUUUGCGGCACGGCGGUCGCCAAGGACGCGUCGGAUAUCAUUUUGAUGGACGACAACUUCAAGUCGAUUGUGAACGCGGUCAAGUGGGGCCGCAACGUCUACGACUCGAUCUCCAAGUUCUUGCAGUUUCAGCUGACUGUGAUUUUGACGGCGGUGUCCCUCACCGUCCUUGGCUCUCUCUUUCUGGCGAAAACGCCGCUGACGGCGAUUCAAAUGCUCUGGUUUAACCUCAUCAUGGACAUGUUUGCGUCGCUGGCUCUUGCGACCGAGAAGCCGACCGACGCGCUGCUCGAGCGCAAGCCGUACCCGCGCACCAAGCCCCUCGUCUCGAAGACGAUGGCCAAGCACAUUGUCGGCCAAAGUCUCUUCCAAGUGUGCUUGCUCCUGCUGCUCGUCUUCUAUGGCGACGUCCUCCUCGGUGUGCCAUCCGGUCGUGACGCGCCGACGCCGACGAAGCACUACACGAUGGUUUUUGCCACGUUUGUGUUUCUCCAAAUCUUCAACGAGGUCAACGCGCGCAAGCUCCGCGACGAGUGCAACGUUUUAGCGGGCGUCGGGGCCAACCGUGCGUUUCCUUGCUUGUUUCUGCUCCAGUUUAUUGUGCAAGUGAUCGUCACGCAGUUUGGUGGCGUCGCCUUUAGCUGUGAGCCGCUGACGUGGACGCAGCUGCUGGUCGCGCUCGGCCUUGGCGCGCUCUCGUUGCCCGUGGGUCUCUGCCUCCGCCUUGUACCGCUUCUGCGCUAAGCUCGUACGAUAAUGAUCGUCGGUGUUAUCUUGUGCGCGCAAGGAGGCUGCGUCAUCAU